GGGUUUUUAGAAGAUGGUUGAACGGAAGCUCUUCAAAACGAAGUUAUGUGUUUUGUAUCAAAGGGGUCAUUGUUCGCGGCAGAAUUGCUCUUUCGCCCAUGGAAGUGUUGAACUUCGACAAUUUUUGGGUUCUUACAAUGCUCUUACAAUAGGUACCUGCUCUUGUCAAAUUAUUUUGCAUGAUUCAGAGUGAAAUGUCCAGAUACAUGUGCUUUAUGAAAUGUGUAGGAGUUUCAACUAAUGUAGUGACUGGAGAUGCAAUCAAAAUGCCUUCUGGAGAUAUCAGUUGCUUUAAUCAGCAGCGUGGAUUUCUAAUUUAUGAAUGAAGAUGUCAACUCACAGCAUUCAUGCUUUUUAUAAUGCUGGUUUUGCUAUUUAUCAUGGUGGUCUUUAUCCUCAUCUAUCUUACAAUACCUGCCAAACCGCAACUUUUUGAAGGAGGACGGUAGUGGUUUCGUGGAGUUCAUGUUCUUUAUUGAUUUUGAGAUCACAGACACCUUUGGUGAAUACCCAAAUGUUAUCACUAAUAUAUUCAACAAUGUAAACUGAUGGAGGCUAGGUGUCCACAUUGUUUAUCACUUCUUCUCCUUGAAUGACAUUGUGGAGGAAUUUCUUAAAAGAAGGAAUACAUGCAGUUUUAAUGAGUUAUAUCCUGAAGAAAUCAAUUCUUUUUUGCAUAUUAUUUCUCAAUAUGGCUCAACGGAGAAAUCUUUUGUAUUCAAUUGUAUUUUCUGUCUUAUUGAUCAACGAGAAGAUGGAGUUUAUCAACUAUUCUUAUUCCAUUCUACUUUGAUGUAUCGAAUGGUUCUCCCAGUGUUAUCUGGUGAAGUUUCUGUCUCUAUUCAUUAAAUGAGGGGAUGGUUUCAUGGCCCCUUUGGAAUUGGCAAGAAGGCACUAUUACUGUUCAUUGUUAUGUUACUCUUAUUUUUCCAUGUGAUGGUAAACGGGACCGUCGAGGUGGUGAUUUGAGGGAUAAGCUCGACAAGAGGUUAUCACCACACCGUAGGAUUUCUCCAGGAAGAAAUACAAGAAGCCAGCACACAUUUCAUGGAGCUAGCUCUUCCAGGUCCCUUGAGAAAAGCAGGGACAGAAAACGCAGGAAAAAACAGCAUUUUGAUGGUCAAAGUGAUUUAUCUGGAAGCCUGAAAAGCUUAGAUGGGGCAAAAGAUUGGGAUAAAAUAAGAAAAAGCACAUCAACUGAUUCUGUAAUUGUUCUUAAGAAGCAGCUAAUAGAAGUACAAUCAGAGAUUGACAUGCUUGAUCAGCAGAAAUCUCAUUUAAAGACCUUAGAAGAAGAGAAAGUUGAAGAAGCAGAAAUUCUAACUUCCAGAAUUCUGGAGCUUGAUUCUCAAUUGUCCAAAGAAAAAGAGGAAUAUAGAAGGACCAUUUCAAAAAUCAAGAAGUUUGUCAAAACACAUAAGAGGUAUGUGCGGGCUCAAGAGGAUUUGAAAAGGUCACAAAUUCGACUUCAGAGGUUGGGUGAUCAUCUCGGCUCUGACACUGCAACUGGUGGAAAUGAAGAGGAUUCGAGCAUCAAUAUUGUCAGUGAUGGAGAUGCUCCUGGUUAUCAUGCUGUCUGCCCACAGAAUGAGGUGCAGAAUAAUUAUUCACCUGGCAAGAAAGUUCUGUUUGUUAAACAUGAUACUGCAGAAGAAUUGGCAAAAUGUGGAAAUUUGACCAAUGGUGGAGUAUAUCAUACUGGGCCUACAAGACUGCGGAAGCGUUCUCAAUUUAAUGCACACGCUAUGCAAUCGGCUAUCAACAAGGAAGUUGAGAUGUUGGACAGUGGGGAUUAUGGUCAUCAACCUACAACAAAUGAAAGCAAACAAAAGAGAGGAAAGAGUAUUUCUGCAAGCAUCCAAUCUGCAGAUAAGCCAAAGGGUUCAGGCUUAGGCCUUCCGGCACCAUCAACCAGCAUGGCUGCUCAUGCCAUUGAUGAAUUAGUUGAGAUUGAAGCGGAGGAGAAUAUUGAGGUGGUUGAAACUGCAUCAGGGAAAAUUGAUAAAGGAGCCUCUACAUGUGGGGUCAGAAGGUUACCAUUUCUCCUUCCUCCGCCUCUCCCAGUCCCUCGGAAUACUUAUUCACAGCACAAGGGCAAAGACGAAAAUGUGGAUGUGGAAGGACUAGAGGAGGAGAUGGUAGAAGUUGACAUUGUUUGAAUCCAUAAUGCUUGCUGUUGAGGAUUUUGUUUUGGAAUUUUUCUGUUAUCUUCCAAUGUUGGCUCUUACAUAAUCCAGAGACAGGAUGAAGAAAUUGGCGAGCUACAUGUAGAUAGUUUUGGGUUAUAAUCAGAGUGGGAUCCCUUGGUAUUUUGUUUUCUACAAGGAGUUAGAUGUAUAAAUUUAUUGCUUGUCAAGGCUUUAAGUUGAGAAAGUAGAAACUCCUAAUGGGGGAACUUGAAAUGAUCAGUAAAACAAGUGUGUUACUGAGAAUAGAGCUUCUUGAGUAAUUAAGAGAUUAAUUUUUUUCCCCUUAAAA
This is a messenger RNA of Manihot esculenta (cassava), 2478 nucleotides long. RefSeq names its product zinc finger CCCH domain-containing protein 40. The transcript has 12 exons. The record is from RefSeq and is a predicted model, not a curated record. NCBI's taxonomy places the organism in Eukaryota, Viridiplantae, Streptophyta, Magnoliopsida, Malpighiales, Euphorbiaceae. Bases 858 to 2159 code for a protein of 433 amino acids. Gene Ontology annotation, molecular function: metal ion binding.